AUGGGACCGGAACCACCUUCGUACACAGUCAUGCAGCCGGCGAUCAGACGACGGGACGAGCGUGCAUACAGGGCUCAGCAGACGGUGGACAAAGUCAUCCCGGAGUUGCUGCGAUCGUGUCCUCGCGCCAGACAUGGUAUACAGAAAUCAGACCUCGUCUCCGAUCCAGAUGUUCCAACACAACAUGGCGACCGAUCUAUUGCAUGUCUGCCGGAAGACGCACCAAGGAUACGUCUGGUAUGCACCGACACUCUCACAGCAGCCUCACGCAUGUCUGAGCGACCUUUCAUCGGACGACGUAUAGCACCAGAUGGCAGGACCAUAAAACAGAAACCCAAUGUCGCCAUACUCAACUUCGCAUCCCCUCUCAACCCCGGCGGAGGCUUCCUCGAUGGUGCCAACAGCCAGGAGGAGUUCGUCUGUGCUCGGACUACCGUCUACCCCUCGCUAUGGGACUCGUUCUACCGCCUCCCACAACUCGGCGCAAUCUACACUCCAGAUGUCAUGGUCUUCCGAGACAGCACGCCCGAAGCCAACGAACUUCUCAAACGCGAUCGCUACUUCAUCGAUGUCCUCUCCGCCGGUAUGCUCCGCUUCCCAAACUCCAAGGACCGUAUAGAGGAGACGAGGGAAUACGGCUGCAGCUGUGGCGUCAGCUACUGCGACCGCGACCGCGACCUCGUCAUCCGCAAAAUGAAAGCCGUCAUGCGCGUCGCCCAGCUCAAAGGCGCCGAACGCAUCGUCCUCGGCGCAUGGGGCUGCGGAGCCUAUGGCAACCCAGUCAAAGAGGUAGCAAAGCUCUGGCGAAAAGUCAUCGCAGGCAGCCAGCGUCAAAGGCGCCCUAACGCGGAAAGAUGGCAAGGCAUCAAAGAAAUCGUCUUCGCCAUCCCCGACCGCAAAAUGGCCAACGAGUUCAACGACGCCUUCACUGAUAUCCUGCUCCCCGGCUGGCCAACCCAAACCUCCGACGUCGCAACACCAGGCUCCGACUCUCCUUGCAGAGAAGAAGAAGAAGACGCGGAAAUCGCCUCCAUCGUCCUCAGAAUCCAAGAAACGGAACUUCAAGUCGAAGAAUCCAGCGGCCCGCGAACCAAAAAUCGACUCCGUGAUAUCCUCGCCGGGUUAAAUCGCGACUUAGCCCAAGGUCUCGCGGCAAAGCGCAUAAAAGAAGAAGAACUAACCCAACGCGCCGACGAAAUGGUCGAAGAGGAUUUCGUCAACAUCACCGACAUCAUCGCCUCUGAUAUCGAAGACAAUAGCCUCUACGACUUCGAUGGCGGCGAGGAAGGGGGCUUCGGAGCUAAUUCCUCCUCAUCAGACGAAGCACCGAUCCCGGAAACUUAUUCUUUCCGUAACGCCCAACCGCCUGGAUUGGAUUUCGAAACGAGUCAAGAUGAGGAGGAGAUGGAACACGAUCAUUCCUCCUCCUUUCUUCGACCCCAGCCUAGCCCCAACUUUGAUCCGAAGACGGGUUGGUUUACGGGGAGUAUUGAUCAGUUGCAUGGGAUGAUGAAGGAGGGUGGUGGGGGUGGGGCGAGACAGGCAUCUUCUUCGCAUGCUUCGCCUGUUCUCAGGCCGUGGAGUAGUGGGAGGGAGAUCGAGCCGUUUUCGCUCGAGGGGCAUGGUUUGCCUGAGGCGCGGUUCGAGUUUGAAGCGAGGAUGACGAGGCCGUGA
This is a messenger RNA of Recurvomyces mirabilis, 1674 nucleotides long. RefSeq lists its product as uncharacterized. Bases 1 to 1674 code for a protein of 557 amino acids. The record is from RefSeq and is a predicted model, not a curated record. NCBI's taxonomy places the organism in Eukaryota, Fungi, Ascomycota, Dothideomycetes, Mycosphaerellales, Teratosphaeriaceae. The transcript has a single exon.